Molecule: messenger RNA, 1266 nt
Organism: Mycotypha africana
Lineage: Eukaryota; Fungi; Mucoromycota; Mucoromycetes; Mucorales; Mycotyphaceae
Product: CTLH/CRA C-terminal to lish motif domain-containing protein
Exons: 6
Coding region: 1-1266 (421 amino acids)
Biological process (GO): proteasome-mediated ubiquitin-dependent protein catabolic process
Cellular component (GO): cytoplasm; GID complex; nucleus
Molecular function (GO): ubiquitin protein ligase activity
Source: RefSeq, a predicted model, not a curated record
AUGAUUGUUGGAUCUAAACAGUCAAUUGAGAAAGAUAGAGUGUCUACCUCAUUAAAAACAAAUCCAGAAGCAAUCAUGGAGGGAAUGUUAACAACUUGCCUUGAAAUGCAAAAGAAGCAUAGUUCCAUGCAGGAUGCAAUUUUAAAAAAACUGGAGAAUUUCAAGGAACUGUUGGAACAGACACAGCAAGAUGUUGAACAAGGUGAUCUCGACCCUCAUACUGCAUUUCUAAGGAUACAUGAAUCGUACAAGAAGUUUCACUUCCAAAAACCACAAAAGGAAUUUGAUAGUGCCAUGAAAAAAUUACAUAAGGAAAUUGAUAGGAGAUUCAAACAAGAUAUUUCGGCUAUUUAUCAUCCAGAAGCCUUUGUUGGAAAAAAGAAUGUCAUUAAUCGUAGUUUAGCAUUGCACUUUGUUCGACAAGGACAAUUUGAGCUCUGUGAAGAAUUCUUAAACGAAGCAGAUAUUCCCGCAGAUGACGAGAUACGGGAUACUGUUGAACAGUUAAGGCACCAGUUCGAGCAAAUGUAUACCAUUAUGUAUCAGCUUGAAGCAGAGCAAGAUCUGACAGAAGCUAUCAAAUGGGCGCAAGAGAAUCAUGACGGGCUUGUCAAAUUAGGAAGUACGUUAGAGUUCAAUCUACACAAAAUAAGAUUUAUCCAGCUGUUAUUAUCUGGGGAAGCUAUACAAGCCAUUCAGUAUGGAAGAGAACAUUUUACUCCAUUUGGAGAGAAACAUUAUGCGGGCCUGCCAGCUUAUAAAGGUUGCUUUACAGACAUCAAACGAUUGAUGACGGCACCAUUAUUCAUUAAAGAUUUAGCAAACUCACGAUAUGCCGAUUUAUGUUCACCAUCGAAUUGGGUGGAAAUCAAACGAGAGUUUCAAAAGGAUUUCUGCUCUUUAUUAAAAAUGAGUGCUGAGAGUCCGUUAUAUACCAGUGUUUAUGUGGGCACAACAGCAUUACCAGUCAUCAAAAAGGUUUAUACCAUUAUGGCAAGUAAAAAGACAGAGUGGAGCCAGCAGGAUGAAUUGCCAGUUGAGAUACCUUUGAAUGAUGAUUUGCGGUAUCACUCUGUAUUUGCUUGUCCCGUCUCCAAGGAACAGGCGACUGAUAAUAACCCUCCCAUGAUGAUGCCAUGUGGACAUGUUAUCUGCAAAGAGAGUUUAAUGCGCUUAUCUAGAAGCAGCAGAGCCAGCUCCAGGUUCAAAUGCCCUUACUGUCCUAGUGAAUCUUCAGCGGAUCAAGCGGUGCAAGUUUACUUUUAA